AAGACAUUACUAGUAUUAUCAUGUGAUGGUGUGGUGAUGUCAAGUCUGAAUGUGCAUUGCACAAUGUGCACAUUAUGCAAGCAGUAUAUCUGAGAGGUGGUUUAGUUUCUCACAACAUCAGUUUAAACAACAAGAGCCUCCUCUGUUUGGGCAUUUGUGUGAUUUUGAUGACUUGGACAUCUAACGUUGGCUGUGAUCUUCUGCAGAAAAAUGCAGCAGAAGAAACUGCGCUUGCAGGAAGAUAAAAAACCCCAAAACGCCUCAAAAAUCCUGGUACAAGUGCUGGUGGUCCACUUGUCUGGGUUCAAGAGCAGAUGGCGCCAGUGUACUUCAUUGUUCUUCUGAUGCUUCAGUCUGGACUCUUGCAUGGAGCUGAACCUCAAAACCUAAACUGUCCAGCUUAUGGUGGAGUACCAGGCACUCCUGGACACAACGGUCUGCCUGGAAGAGAUGGUAGAGAUGGAAAAGAUGGGGUCAUUGGACCUAAAGGAGAGAAGGGAGAGCCAGGAGUGGAUGUGCAUGGACCACCAGGUAAAGCAGGACCACCUGGACCACAAGGACUAACAGGGCCACCAGGUCUACCAGGGCAUCCUGGAGGUGACAUCACAUCUUUAAAAUCUGAGAUCCAGCAUCUAAACACCAAGAUUGCCGUAAUGGAGAAAUUUGCAAGUUUUGAUACAUUCAGAAAGGUUGGACAGAAAUACUUUGUUUAUGAUGGCUUUGUAGAAAGCUUUGACAAUGGGAUUAAAUGGUGCAAGGAAAUUGGUGGAACAAUUGCUUUGCCAAGAAAUGCUGAAGAAAACCGAGGGUUGUUAAGAGUAGCCCUAGCCAGUGGAUUAAGUGGUAAGAAGCCAUAUAUUGGAGUCACAGACAGACAUAAAGAAGGACAGUUUGUAGACAUUGAUGGAAAACCCUUGACUUUUACCAAAUGGAGUUCAGGUCAACCUGAUGAUUAUAAGGGAGCACAAGAUUGUGGUGCUCUUAUAGAUUCUGGUUAUUGGGAUGAUGUUGGUUGUAAUGAUCCACAUUAUAUCAUAUGUGAAAUAGAAAUCAACUAGAAUGUACCUCAUUCAGGAUAGUAACUAUACAAAUCUGCAGCAUUAAUACACAUAUUCAUCUGACUGUCAAAUAUUUCCACCAUUAAAAAAAUUUUAUAAUAAAAAAUUGAAAUAACAGGGUCUCGAAAGAGUAUUACCUGUAUUUUGUAUUCUUUACAUUAGUUAAUUUAAUUGUUUUUAAAAAAAUUUUACAUGGUGUGGUACCACCGUAUCUUUCCGAUUUAGUACACUUAUACUUGCCUUCAAGAUCCCUUAGGUCCUCAGACAAGAAAUUUCUGAUCAACCCAAAGUCUAGGGGUAGAUCUUGGGGAGAUUGUGCAUUUUCUGUCUGUGCCCCCAAGCGUUGGAAUAGUCUGCCGCUUAGGACCUCCACAAUCUCUUUUAAAGACUCAUCUUUUUUUCUCUGGCUUUUAUGUGAGUAGUUUAAAGGGGCCAUGGCACAAGACUUUUUUAAGAUGUCAAAUAAAUCUUUGGUGUCCCCAGAGCACAUAUGUGAAGUUUUAGCUCAGAACACCAUAUAAAUAAUUUAUUAUAACAUGUUUAAAUUGCCACUUUGUAGGUUUGUGCAAAAAUGUGCCGUUUUGGGUGUAUCCUUUAAAAAGCAAAUGAGCUGAUGUAAUUCAAACACUGAUCACAAUGAUGGUGGUUUGUUGGCAAUAAAACUCAAUUGUGCUUUUCUCUGCACUAAAUGACAGUGCUGUGGUUGGAAAGUGCAGAUUAAGGGGUGGUGUUAUUAUAAUAAGGGCUUCUUAUGAUAUCAUAAGGAGAGCCACAUUUCAACUACCUAUUUUUUCAUGUGCUUGUAGAGAAUAGUUUACCAAAACUAAGUUACUGGGUUGAUUUUUUUCACAUUUUCUAGGUUGAUAGAAUGCACUGGGGACUCAAAUCACUUAAACAUGGAAAAAGUCAGAUUUUCAUGGCAUGGCCCCUUUAAUGUGUUAGCAUGUUAGUGGUUUGGAGUUUUAAGUUGUUUCGAAAUGUACAGCACAUUGGUCAACUGCUUUAUAAAUAAAUUACCUUGCCUUGCA
Paramisgurnus dabryanus is the source of this 2086-nucleotide messenger RNA. Its product is annotated as mannose-binding protein A-like. Lineage: Eukaryota; Metazoa; Chordata; Actinopteri; Cypriniformes; Cobitidae. The record is from RefSeq and is a predicted model, not a curated record. Gene Ontology annotation, cellular component: multivesicular body.